Dovyalis caffra is the source of this 534-nucleotide messenger RNA. The record is from the annotation of a GenBank genome assembly. Lineage: Eukaryota; Viridiplantae; Streptophyta; Magnoliopsida; Malpighiales; Salicaceae.
AUGGAGGCUGCUGGAGGAGGAGAUGUGGUGUCAUCAAGAACUGGGCCUCAAACGAUGACGACGUCGUCUUCUCCUUCAUCACCAUCUGCACUUCUGCUACCAUGCAACCUUCCUCUCCUCUCUGCCUUGCUCGCCUGUGCUCUCGCUCAGUUCCUCAAGCUCUUCACCACCUGGUAUAAAGACAGGAGAUGGGAUUCUAAAAGAAUGCUUGAUUCUGGUGGAAUGCCUUCUUCACAUUCUGCAACGGUCACAGCUCUAACUGUGGCUAUAGGUUUGCAAGAAGGGACGGGAUCACCUGCUUUUGCCAUUGUUGUUGUCUUGGCAUGUGUUGUGAUGUAUGAUGCUUCAGGGGUCAGACUUCAUGCUGGUCGGCAAGCUGAAUUGCUGAAUCAAAUUGUCUGUGAGUUUCCUCCAGAACACCCAUUAUCCAGUUCUAGACCUCUGCGUGAAUUACUUGGGCAUACUCCCCUUCAGGUUGUUGCCGGAGCUAUCCUGGGAUGCAUUGUAGGCUACCUGAUGAGAAAUACCAAUUAG